AUGACAUCGAUUUGGUUUUUUAUUUGUUUAGUUAAAAUUAAAGCAUCAACUCAAAGUUACUUUGCUAGUAAUAGCGAUUUAAAUGAUGAGAUAGAUGAUCCUGAUAGUUACACUUCUCAACCAACAUCAUUGACAUUCAAAUCGUCCAAUGAUCAUAACAUCAACAGUAAAUUAAGUAAUAAACAUUCAAAUCGAAACAAAUCAACACCAUCUUCAACAACAACAACAACAACAUCUUUGACAACAAACGCAAAGUCAACUUCACCAUCACCAUCAACUUCAUCGUCGUCAUCAUCAUUAUCAUCGAGUUACAAGAGUACAACUACUUCUAAUUCAGUUAAUAGUAAUAGUAAUAGUGGUGGUUAUUCACAAUCGAAACAAGACAAUGUAAUAUCACCACCAGUAUCUCCUACCAUUAGCAACAACAAUGGUAAAAGCUCAGUAUUAGAAGAACCUACAAUUAAGUUUAGAUGUAUAUUUGGAUCGUUUGCGAUUUGUCCAAACAGAUUUAAAGAGGAACAUCUACGAGAAUAUUCACACGACGAUGAACCAUCCUCCAACAUUGAUGAUACUAGUUCAUUCGAUUUAAGUGAAAAGUCAUCACCAAAAUCAUUCAGUGUCUCUUCUUUGUCUUCGAGUGGAAGAUCACCAGCAACAUCAACAACGACAACAGCAACAAUAACAUCCGAUAGUUUCGAUAUAUCAUCAAGCGAUAAAGUUAAAAAGAGAUUGUUAAAUGAGAGUGGUGGUGGUAGUGGUCAUUCACAAGCUUCACCACAUUCACAACAUCAAAAAAUAGUAUCACCAGCAGCCUCUCAAUCAUCAUCUUCACAAUCAACGAUACCAGAUUUAGACGAUACUGUCAUAAAGAAACUACCAGAGUUUAAAAAGAGAAAGAAACUACAUGAAAAGAAUACACCAAUAAUAAAAGACGAAAUAGAAGAUAUUGUAAAUACAUCAACGACAACAACAACAACAACGACAACUAAAACAAAAUCAACAAAUAGUAAUAGUAUUAAUAAUAGCAAUUUUAAUAAUAAUAAUAAUAAUAAUAAUAAUAGUAAUAAUUAUAAAAAGCCUUUAAGUAGUAAUAAUAAUAAUGAUAAUAGUUUAAAGAAUACAAAGAUUUUUGAAGAUUUGGAUAUAUUUAAUGAAGAGCCUCUUGAAGAGUCGGUACAUGUAGCUUCAAAAGCAAAAAUAACGAAAAAGAAUACAAGUGAACCAAGUAUAUUUAAAAGAAAUUCAAAAGAUAGUAGAGCAUGGACUGAAAAGUAUGAACCAAAGACAGAGGAUGACAUAAGACUAACGAUACAUCGAAAAAAGGUUGAUGAAGUGAAGCAGUGGUUUCAAGAUAGAUCCAAUGAAAUAUCAAAUGGUACACUUAUUACACAAAAGAUGUUGAUUAUGACAGGACCGGCAGGUGUUGGUAAGACGGCACUUACAAGAGUAUUUGCAAAUCAAUUUGGAUUCAAUUUGGAAGAAUGGACAAACCCUGUAAUGGAUAUAGUCAAGGAUAAGGAUGACAAGGUUGUCAGUUAUUACAAACCUCAAUUGGAGAUCUUCAAGAGUUGGUUGAAAUCAAAUGAGAGAUGUGAUUUGUUUGGAAAUGUACUGGGCAAAAAGAAAUUGUUGAUCAUCGAAGAAACCCCGAAUGUUCAAUCACCUGGCAUCCUAGCAGAGUUUAGAGAAGGAAUGAAGCAGUUUCUAAGGAGAACCAUUUUCCCUUUGAUCUUUAUUUACUCUGACAGCUCAGUUGCCAACACCAAUCUAUCGAAAAUAUUUGAUUAUCAACUACAAAACAAUAGUUUAACUCAACACAUUAGUUUUAAUCCAAUUGCACCAGUUACACUUUUUAAAUAUUUAAAGGAUAUUUCGAUUACUGAGGGAUUCAAUAUUGAAGACGAUCAAAUUGAAUCGAUUCGAUUGGAGAGUGGAGGUGAUAUCAGAGCAUCUAUUAAUUCAUUGGAGUUCCAUUGUAUUGGUAAGGUCAGACAGGUUAUUGUCAAGCCCAAAAAGUCAAAAAGAGCAACCAAUACCACCAAAACGACAACAUCUACUCCAAAAAAUAGAGAUCAAUCUAUUUCACUAUUCCAUUCACUAGGAAAGGUUUUAUAUAACAAAAGAAUACCGGAUACACUUCCUAAGGAUGAAUGGUAUAGAGAUGAAUAUUUACGAGAGAAAAUGGAAAGCAAUCCUGAGCAAUCAUUUGAAAAUUCACAUGUCGAUGGAAAUAUGUUUACAAUGUUUCUCCAGGAAAACUUUCUUUCCUUUUAUUCCGACAUUGAAGAGAUCAGCGAUACACUGGGGUACCUGAGUGACUCUGAUACAAUCGCUUCAGCCAAAUCAAAUGUUGACUCGAUCAAUCCUCACUCCAUGUCGAUUUCACUCAGAGGAUUCAUGUAUUGUCACACCAAACAAGCAUCGUUUCGAUUCUUUCAUUUUGUUAAACCACACUUUCAACAAUCGUACGAUCAAUCACAGGCAAUACAAGAUUCAAUCAAAGGUUUCAUUUACAACCAACAGGUCCCAUCAGCAGUAUCAUCAUCAUUAUCGCCAAUCACAAACCAACCUAGAAACAAUCUUUCGUCUUUUCAAACUACUCUUUCGCUGUACGAGCAUUCGACCCUACUCAGACACACACUACCUUUUCUUUCCUAUAUGAGCAGACAAAGAGGAAUCAUGCCAUACCUCAACGAUGUAAACAAUCCAUAUUCCGCUUUUCUCAAAGGAGAAGGUCGCUUAAUCCUCGAUAGACUGUGUCUUAUUAAUCCAAAGAUAUAUGGUAGUUAUGCAAGCCAAAAAGAUUACCAAAUAGGUGAAAAGAGUACUUUUGCUACAGAGAACGAUACAGAUGAAGUUCAAAAUAACCAAAACAAUCAAUCAAAUGGACAAAGAAAUAAUUUUAAUAAUAAUAGUAAUUUUGGUAAUAACAAUAAUAAUAAUAUUGGUGAUAGUGGUGGAGAUGAUCCUCAAAAAAGUACACGAAUACUUUAUGGAAAUAAUGAAGUAUUAGAAGAAGACGAUAUUAUUGAAUAA
Heterostelium album PN500 is the source of this 3036-nucleotide messenger RNA. RefSeq lists its product as uncharacterized. The transcript is spliced from 8 exons. NCBI's taxonomy places the organism in Eukaryota, Evosea, Eumycetozoa, Acytosteliales, Acytosteliaceae. Gene Ontology annotation, molecular function: chromatin binding. Gene Ontology annotation, biological process: mitotic DNA replication checkpoint signaling; DNA damage checkpoint signaling; DNA repair. The coding region runs from base 1 to 3036 and encodes 1011 amino acids. The record is from RefSeq and is a predicted model, not a curated record.